AUGGGCAAAGGAAAGAAGCUCGCUCGCUCCCCUCCAGCCUUACCUCCGCCUUUAUACAUUCCAAACAGUCCUAUUCAAACAGACAAUGCUGCUGUUGCUGACGAACCUGAUUCUCCGCUCCCUGAUGCCUUGUUGGAUGAUACCACCAGCAUUCUCGACGACGGGCGCGUCUCUCUCAACCUCGACUCAAAACUUGCCCAGGUCUUUGCGAAACUUAUUGAGGCCUCCGAGGAUGAAGAAGAUGGCUUUGAACCCCCACCGGCAUACUCAACCCUCUCGGAAAUAGACUCCUGGAAACUGCCUCUGAAUGUUGUGAUCCAGAUUGUCGGUAGUCGUGGGGAUGUUCAGCCAUUUGUUGCCCUCGGGCAAGAGCUGCAGCGUCAUGGGCAUAGAGUGCGUCUGGCAACUCACGGCGUCUUCAGGGAGUUUGUUGAGGGUGCAGGGCUGGAGUUCUACUCGGUGGGAGGCGACCCUGCUGAACUGAUGGCGUACAUGGUCAAGAAUCCCGGCCUGCUUCCUCGCAUGAAGGCUCUCCGAGAAGGAGAUGUGAGCAAGAAUAGGCAGAUGAUUCGAGAGAUCCUCGAAGGUUGUUGGGCUUCAUGCAUUUUACCUACAGAUAGCGGAGAUCCAUUCGUUGCCAACGCCAUCAUCGCCAACCCUCCAUCUUUUGCCCACAUUCAUUGUGCUCAAGCACUAGGGAUUCCGCUCCACAUCAUGUUCACCAUGCCAUGGAGCCCGACUCGUGCAUUCCCCCACCCUCUCGCGAACAUCAGGAACAGCAGCACCGAUCCGAAGCUAGCAAACUACAUCUCCUACGGCAUGGUCCAAUUAUUGACCUGGAAUGGGAUCGCCGACAUUGUACAGAGUUGGAGAAAAUCAAUUGACCUGGAACCCAUCCCAAGGUCUGAAGCUCCUUUCCUCAUGGAGACUCUCCAAGUUCCUCACACCUACUGCUGGUCGCCCGCGUUAGCCCCGAAGCCCAAAGACUGGGGAAAGCAUAUCGACGUCUGCGGUUUUCUACUUCGAGAUCCCGCACCCUACACCGUCCCGGCCGACCUCGACGAAUUUCUGAAAUCGGGUCCGAUCCCCAUCUACAUUGGCUUUGGUAGCAUCGUGAUUGAAAACCCCGGAAGACUCCUUCAGAUAUUGCUUUCUGCGGUCAAGGAAUGUGGUGUCCGUGCUAUCAUUUCGAAAGGCUGGGCCAACCUAGAAGGCGAAGCUGUUGAUGAUAACGUCUUCUUUCUUGGGGAAUGUCCUCAUGAGUGGUUGUUUCAACAAGUUUCUAUGGUGGUUCACCACGGCGGAGCCGGGACCACCGCCUGCGGGCUGAGGAAUGGCCGCCCAACCGUCAUUGUGCCAUUCUUCGGAGAUCAACCGUUCUGGGGCAACGUGGUAGCUGCCUCACAAGCCGGACCACCUCCCAUUCCCCACAAGAAAUUGAACAGCAAGAAUCUGAGCGACUCCAUCCGCUUUUGCUUACGUGAACAGACCCGGGAAGCUGCGAAGGUGGUGGCUGACAAAAUGGCUGAGGAGAUGGGAGUCAAAGCAGCGGUUCACUCAUUUCAUCGUCAUUUACCAGUUAAUGACAUGGGUUGUGAUCUGAUCAAGGGACUGCCCGCCACAUGGGUGUACAGGAGGUCGAAAACCCCUCUCAAGAUAUCUGGGGCUGCGGCUGAAAUCUUGAUCCAAGCUCAGAAGAUCAGGUCCGACGAUCUUCGGUUGUACAGACCAAAACCGUUCACCAUCGAGAACCGUCGAUGGGACUUCCUUACUGGCUCUCUCGCCGUCUCGAUGGAAGUCUCAUACGAUAUUCUGGCCGCUUUCAGCGGGUUUUGGAGAAACCCGCGCGCGAUCCGCAAGCAGAAAGACAAAGACCGUGAACUGUGGCGCGCCUCAUCUCAUCGAAGCGCGGCUGGGACGGAGAAUGAUCCGGGAGAAGGUUCAAGCAGACAAGUUGCGAGGAUGGUGGGGGCCUCUGCCAUGAGUAUAUCUCAUCUUACCGGAAUAGUGAUAAAAGGAGGCCUGGUCGACGUCCCAGUGGCCGUUGCUGAAGGCUUGCGGAAUACGCCGAAGCUCUACGGCCAAGAAGUGCCUGAUCAUGCCGCCGUCACUGACUGGAAGAGUGGCCUCACAGUUGCCGGGACAAAUUUUGUUCACCAGAUGGCCCAGGGGCUGACAGAUUUUGCGGUGCAGCCAGCAAAGGGUCUGGCGAAAGAAGGGGUGUUUGGCUUUGGGAAAGGCGUUGGCAAGGGGCUAUUGCAGACUGUGACGAAACCCACAUCAGCAUGCAUGGGCUUGAUCGGCUACACGGGCCAGGGGCUUUACAAGUCAGUGUAUGCUCUGGUGCAUUCGAAGACCAAAAGAUCGGUGGCCUCCGCCCAGCGCGUGCAGGAUAAGUAUUUCAUCCGUGCGAUCGGUAUGGACAUAAGCACUGGCCCAGUGGUGGCCGAAUUUGACCGGCUCAGUCAACGGCGGCUUAAACCUGAGCUCGGCAGUUCCAGUGGGGGCUUCACGUCGAGGGGUGUGUCUAGGACACCCAGUUUUGUUUCGACCCAUUCGCAGCCGCCGUCUAUUGCACCAGCCGUCCUGACCGACGACCAAGCAACAGCUUACCCAUAUAACCCGCCGUCCGAAGACCCAAUGCCGUCGCCGCAACGUCGCUGA
Molecule: messenger RNA, 2664 nt
Organism: Fonsecaea erecta
Lineage: Eukaryota; Fungi; Ascomycota; Eurotiomycetes; Chaetothyriales; Herpotrichiellaceae
Exons: 7
Coding region: 1-2664 (887 amino acids)
Biological process (GO): carbohydrate metabolic process
Molecular function (GO): UDP-glycosyltransferase activity; hexosyltransferase activity
Source: RefSeq, a predicted model, not a curated record